Molecule: messenger RNA, 966 nt
Organism: Penicillium canariense
Lineage: Eukaryota; Fungi; Ascomycota; Eurotiomycetes; Eurotiales; Aspergillaceae
Gene: cspA
Product: putative cell surface protein
Exons: 2
Coding region: 1-966 (321 amino acids)
Source: RefSeq, a predicted model, not a curated record
AUGGUCAACGCUCUGACUCUCCUGGCUCUCGCCAGCCCCGCCUUUGCCGGUGUCAUGCAGGCUCGUGGUGACGAAUACAUUCGUCCCUCCUCUGCUGCUGUUGUUGCUGCGUCCAGCACCCAUGAAUGGGCUCACCCUACCGAGACCCACACCACCCUGUCCACCCCGUGCACUACCUCGACCAGCAUCAAGCACACCAGCUCGACUACCUCGUCCAGCAGCAAGCACACUACCACCCCGUGCACCACCUCUACCACGCCUUCUCACACUUCGACGAAGCAUGUUACCACCUCUACCACGCCUUCUCACACUCCGACGAAGCCUGCUACCACCAAGACCAUCACCAUUGUGACUACGACCUGCCCUGUCACCUCGUCGACCAUCACUUCUGGUACCAGCACUAUCGUCAUCCCGGUCACCCAGACCAGCACCAUCACCCUCACCACCACCACUGUCUGCACUCAGUGUGAGGUGAAGCCUGUCACCUUCAUCAACUCCACUGUUCCGACCACUGUUCCGGCCACCGUUGUUGUGCCUACCACUGCUGAAGUGGUUACUUCUGCCGUUGUUGUGCCCACCCCUGCUGUCGUUGUGCCCCCUGAGUCUUCUGUUCCGGCCAAGCAGCCUACUGUCCGGCCCGCCGUCUCGCAGCCCGCUGUCGCUCAGCCCGCCGUCUCGCAGCCUGCUGUCGCUCAGCCCGCCGUCUCGCAGCCUGCUGUCGCUCAGCCCGCCGUCUCGCAGCCCGCUGUCGCUCAGCCCGCCGAGUCCCGGCCCGCCGUCGCCCAGCCCGCCGAGUCCCAGCCCGCUCAGCCCGUGUCUCCUGCUGCUCAGCCCUCCGCCGCCCAGCCUGUGACCCCUGCCGAGCAGCCCGGCGCCACCAGCGUGCCCUUCACUGGUGCUGCUUCCAGCGUCAAGCCGGCUGCUGGCCUCCUGGCUGGUAUCGUCGGCAUGAUGGCUCUUCUGUAA